Molecule: messenger RNA, 620 nt
Organism: Lucilia sericata (common green bottle fly)
Lineage: Eukaryota; Metazoa; Arthropoda; Insecta; Diptera; Calliphoridae
Product: acyl-coenzyme A thioesterase 13
Exons: 2
Coding region: 108-539 (143 amino acids)
Molecular function (GO): fatty acyl-CoA hydrolase activity
Source: RefSeq, a predicted model, not a curated record
CCAUUUACAUUCUACCAGUACGUUUGCUUUCUUUCGUAACACAGCCAAACUAAAAAGUGAUAAUUUUAAUAAAUUAAAUUUUACUUCAAAAGUGUAAUAAAACAAUAAUGGGUACUCGCAAAAAAGGUGCAGAAUUUAUUAAACAUAUAACAGAUAUUAUUAAAAAUUCAACUGGUUUCGAAAAACAUUUAGAAAAGGUUAAAAUAACCAGUGGUGGUGAUGGAAAAUGUUCAGCAGAGUUCACAGUAAGUCGUGAACAUCUCAAUCGUAUGGGUGGUUUACAUGGUGGUUUUACCGCCACACUCGUAGACAUGGUCACCACUUAUGCACUCAUGUCGAAACCCUGUCAUCCCGGGGUAUCGGUUAGUAUAAGUGUUGAUUAUCUUAAGGCAGCAAAAGAAGGUGAUGAUGUGCUCAUCGAUGCGAAUCUGCUAAAGGCGGGUAAGAAACUCGCCUUCCUAGAGUGUAUACUAAAACAUAAGAAAGAUAAUUCUAUAAUUGCCAAAGGUAGUCACACAAAAUAUGUUGAUUUUAAAUGAAAAUUCUAUAAGAUUUAAUAGCGAAAAUUAAAAAAAACUCUUGUUGAAGAACUACAAUGUUUUAAUCUUAUUUAAUUUUUA